Orycteropus afer afer is the source of this 443-nucleotide messenger RNA. RefSeq names its product calcium regulated heat stable protein 1 (gene CARHSP1). Gene Ontology annotation, cellular component: cytoplasm. The record is from RefSeq and is a predicted model, not a curated record. Gene Ontology annotation, biological process: regulation of mRNA stability. Gene Ontology annotation, molecular function: mRNA 3'-UTR binding. Lineage: Eukaryota; Metazoa; Chordata; Mammalia; Tubulidentata; Orycteropodidae.
CCAUGUCAUCCGAGCCUCCCCCACUGCCGCAGCCCCCUGCCCACCAAGCUUCGGUUGGGCUGGACACCCAGAGGGGACGGGAGCGCUCACCAUCCCCGCUGCGGGGCAAUGUGGUCCCCAGCCCUCUGCCCACUCGCCGGACAAGGACCUUCUCCGCGACCGUGCGAGCUUCCCAGGGCCCUGUCUACAAAGGAGUUUGCAAGUGCUUCUGCCGCUCCAAGGGCCACGGCUUCAUCACGCCAGCUGACGGCGGCCCCGACAUAUUCCUGCACAUCUCCGACGUGGAAGGAGAGUAUGUCCCAGUGGAAGGUGAUGAGGUCACCUAUAAGAUGUGCUCCAUCCCGCCCAAGAACGAGAAGCUGCAGGCCGUGGAGGUGGUCAUCACCCACCUGGCGCCAGGCACCAAGCACGAGACCUGGUCUGGACACGUCGUCAGCUCCUAG